CGGGUCACUUAUUGCAGAUAUUUGCAUCUGUCAAGUCAACAACACGAGCAUUCAGUAGCUUCACGACAGAAAUUCAACCACUGCGUGCUAUAAAUCUUCUCAAACAUGCUGUUGGAAGUCAUACUGGCUGUGGUGGUCCUGGCAUUAACAGUGGUGAUAUGGACUGUGAUGAAGUCCAGACGAUUGAACAUAGAGGACCUGGAGAUAAAUGGCACGAGACGACCUUUGGGGAAUUUUGAGAAAAUUAUUGUAACAAGUCAUGGGCCCAAUGCAAGCAUAGCGCAUGCAUGCAUCGUAUCAUCGAAACAUCCUUUAUCGUCGGCUCAAGUCCAAACGGCAGCAGAGAUGUUGACACAUCGUUACCAGCUGCUACGCUCGCGUGUUGAUGACUCCGAUCCUGCAAAACCAUGUUUCGUGCCUAUGGAUAAUUUUACAGUUCCCAUGGAGACGAUUGAUUCCACUUCCUGGCAGGAUGUUUUGGAAGAACGCGUGAUGUCAAGAUACAACACGACAACUGGUCCGCUCUGGUCUGUUAGAUUUCUGCCCAAAGUUCAGUACAAAGUAGGACUGGAUUCUGAAGUGGAAGAUGCAGAAUAUCCAUUUCUGUGUGGCGUCGUGUUUGGUUUUCAUCACGUGAUCAUCGAUGGCUGCUCUCGUAUUCGAUUGGCUGACCAUUUCCUGACUUAUCUGGAUGACGUCAUCAAAGGAGUAGAUACUCCAGUGGAACCAAUGAAAAUGCAACCCGCUAUGGAAUAUUACAUCGCUGAUGAAAUUACACCCGGAUUUCUUUUUCAGCUCUCUGUACUCAUAACGAAGUUUGUUAUGUCCAUACCAGGGGUCUACAGUCUCUGUCUGAUGCUCUUUGGAAAGAGAAAUAUUUACACAGAAACAUGUGGCUUGGAGGAGGAAAGAAAUCCUAAUGUUGGUAAGAAAACCUGCAUAAUCCCUAUGGAGUUUUCACGGGAAGACACAAGCAGGCUUUUGACGAAAUGUAGAGAAAAUAACGCUACCGUUCACGGAGCUGUCCAAGCGUCCGUAUCGGUGGCAUUCGCAAAGCUCUUGCAAGAAGGGGAGAUAACCAAAGAGAUGGAAUUACCAGCUGGCUGCACCAUCAACUUAAGACCUUUCAUUACCGGUACUCCUGUUUCUGCAGACUGCCUUGGUUCAUAUUUUGUGCCCAUGUUUGUUAUGCAAACCAUCAAACCGCGUGAAGACUUCUGGAAAAUGGCGUCACGGGCAACCGAGCAAGUAAAGAAAGGACUGCAGCAAGGACCCGCUAAUAUAUUUAUGAAGAUGUGCGCUUUCAUGGUGCUGCUGAACCUGUCUAAAGACGGUCGGUUCAUCGUGGUAUCAGCACUGACCAAUCUCGGUAACUGCAAAUUCCUGGAACGAACUCUUCAAAGUAAGGUGAAAUUUCGGGCUAUGCAUUCGUGCACUGCAGAGCACCACAUUGGUCCUAUAUUCUCAACUAGGGUCAUCACGUUUAACGGGCAGCUGUUCUGGACCAUCUGCUAUUACACUAAUGUCACAAGCAGAGAGCGAGCGAUAGAAUUCGCAGAGAGUGUCAAAGAAACUCUUAAAACAGCCCUAGCUUGAAACUAUAAAAUAACAGCGGCGUAUAUCUUUUUUCUUUUUUUUUCUUUUUUUUUUUGGAGGUUGGGGUGGGGGCAGGAUAUUCAUAUUUACAAAAUUAACUUAACUGCAACAUUUAACCAAAACCAUUUCACUAACCGUCGGGAAUGGCAAUAGUAGUUAUUUACCAGCCCAACACUGAACAUCACUAGCCACGGGAAUAGGGCUACCAUAUUCUAGAAGCUCUGGUAGUAGUAGUUACAAUGUAUAUUUAUAUGUCAAACGAUUGUAGAAAGAUUGCAUUUUCGGUUAAAUAAACAGUUAGUUAAAAAAUUGAUUUGUUUAAUGACUGGAGCACAUUGAAGUCUUUUUUUCUUUUUUCUUUUUUUUUAUUGUCCCCAGAAUAUAAAAUGGCAGUGUCAGGGAUGGGGUG
Gigantopelta aegis is the source of this 2005-nucleotide messenger RNA. RefSeq lists its product as uncharacterized. The record is from RefSeq and is a predicted model, not a curated record. Lineage: Eukaryota; Metazoa; Mollusca; Gastropoda; Neomphalida; Peltospiridae. The coding region runs from base 106 to 1596 and encodes 496 amino acids. The transcript has 2 exons.